This is a messenger RNA of Photinus pyralis (common eastern firefly), 833 nucleotides long. RefSeq lists its product as uncharacterized. The transcript is spliced from 3 exons. Lineage: Eukaryota; Metazoa; Arthropoda; Insecta; Coleoptera; Lampyridae. The record is from RefSeq and is a predicted model, not a curated record. The coding region runs from base 120 to 833 and encodes 237 amino acids.
CGUCUUUACUCUGUAUUCAGUCGGUCAAGUGAGUGUUAAAAGAGGGUAAAAAACAACUGUGUGUAUGGAUCAACUUGUGACAAACCUCCUUACAAAUUGGGGGUUCUUCCAAUAUAUUGAUGUGUUUGCAGCUCUCCACUGAGAAGAUUAGUAUUGAGGGAUCAGGUACGGAUCCAGGCAGCCCCCAAUCCUUCCUCACAAAUAUUUCGAGCUUUAUUCGAGAUAACUUUGUGGAAUCUCCACUCCAACAAGCUGCAGCAGGUUCACUUGAGGAACAGAAUUUGCUGUCGCCUCAACACGAGAUUCCACCAACACAUCCCACACCCCCAACACCUAUCUUGGAACAAGAUGAUGCGGCACAUGUAAGGAAUGUUCUGCUAAGCAGUCUGCAGGGCCGUAUUAUAUUAAGCAGCGAGGCUGCCAAAACUGGCCUUCUCCAUCAACGACAAAGAAAGGAGAUUGUAAAAUUAUUAAUUAAUCACAAAUUUGAGCGCAAUCCCCAAGUUCAUAUUACAUUCGCACGGUUCCAAACCCUCGCCAGAGGCAUUGCACAGCUUUUUAACUGUGAAUCACCAGUGCUGUACUAUACAGCAUACAUUUCUGCCCAACAAGGAAAGCCCAAGAGAAACCCAUCCGGCAGUCUGUAUAAUUAUUACUUGAGACAGAGACGUAACCUUAUUAGCAAGCAGGCAGUAGAACCCUUUCGGAAGCGGAAAGGCACCUCUAGCUCCACAACCUCAGAGAACUCGGGAACAGAGAAUAGGAAGGAAGCUCCCAUUGAUUUAUCCACCCUUGGUGCGGGUAAGAAUCUUGAUACAUAUAUACAGGGUUAG